Molecule: messenger RNA, 1245 nt
Organism: Funneliformis caledonium
Lineage: Eukaryota; Fungi; Glomeromycota; Glomeromycetes; Glomerales; Glomeraceae
Source: the annotation of a GenBank genome assembly
AUGUCAUUAAGAACUCUCUUUUCAUGUUCCCGAAUUAUUUUGCGCUCACAGACUUCUCACAUCAAGUUAUCACAACAACAAUUAUGUUUUCACAGUAGUCCACAACGUUAUGCAUCCGAUGCAUUUCUACUCAAGGAAUCGGGCAAAUAUUCCUUUGCACAUUCAACGCCACCACCUCCUCAUAUACAAAAGGUUUUUGAAAGAACUCAGAAAGAAUAUCCCUCAGAAGAACAUAUGAUGUCACCACAUUUACAAGGAUCUUUAUUAACUACUCUUUGUAAAAUAAUGAAUGCGAGUAAAGUAUUAGAAUUAGGUUGCUUUACAGGUUAUUCGGCAUUAUGUUUAGCUGAGGGUAUUAAAGAUAAUAAAGGAAAAGUUAUUAGUUGUGAAAAAGAUGAAAAGUUUGCCAAAUUUGCUUUACAGAAUGUGAAAGAAAGCAAUAUGGAAGACUUUGUUGAGAUUAGGGUUGGAGAUGGUUUGAAUACGUUACAAAGCAUUAAAAGAUCCACCCAUUUUGACUUGAUCUUUAUUGAUGCGAACAAAUCAGGAUACGUCGAUUAUUAUGAAACAAUUCUCGAACGUGACCUUCUCUCUAGCAAAGGAGUUAUCAUAGCCGACAAUGUACCUCAUUAUGAUCCGAAUGCACCAGAAACCAGUGAAAAUCAUAUACCGAAACCUUUGUAUGAAAUGGCAAAGAGUUUAAACAGGUUUAAUGAACACGUUACAAAAGAUCCAAGAACUACAAAUGUAUUGGUGCCCGGUUUCGAUGGGUUAAUGUUCAUUCGCAAGAAUUCGGAAUGUACACAAAGAUUUUAUGCUUCAUCUGCUGAUUUGGCUCCUUCUUCAUCCCAAUCUAUAAUCAGUCUAAAUGGAAAGAGUAACAGUACUAAUGAUUUUCCUAAUUAUAAAUGGCCCUUAGAUCAAGAUUCAAUUUUUAAUGAAAGUCCUUUAGAUCAAGAUUCAGUUUUAAAUAAGAAUCAUAAAACUAAUCAUGUUAUAUCUUUAGGAUAUAACUUAUAUAAUAUAAAUGGAUUUAUGAACACUCCUGAAAUUGAAAAGAGCUCAGAUCUAGAAAUUUUUAUUGAAGAUAAUAAUAAUCAAAUAACCAUUAAAGACAACUUAAAAUUCCUAGAAGAAGAUUCUAAUCUGAUAAUUCAGCUUUUGCCAUUCAUAUUCAAAAUUCAAGUAGAUUUUUUAUCAAAGAUCAAUGCUUCUAAUUUAUCAAAUAUUACUAUUAGAAAUAGU